This is a messenger RNA of Dovyalis caffra, 318 nucleotides long. Lineage: Eukaryota; Viridiplantae; Streptophyta; Magnoliopsida; Malpighiales; Salicaceae. The record is from the annotation of a GenBank genome assembly.
AUGAAGGAAGCCUCGAGUAUGCUUGGAAGAAAAAUAUCUUUGUUUGCGGAACCAACAGCUGAAGAAUUUCAUGAAAUCCCCGAGGACAUACCAUCUAAACUUGUUUUCUUAGAUCACAAUUCACAACUCAAUGAGCCCUCUGUAAUGUGGCAUCUUCCACAAUCACUCGUGAAGAUGCUCCUAAAUGCCUCCAAACAAAAAUUGAAUUUCAAGAAUGCAAUCAACUACCAAAAGUACCGCACUUUUGUAGGGUUGAACCCAAGGAUUCAUGUCAUAGCAAAACCAUUGAUAAUUCACCAUUCAAGCAAAAAACCAUGA